This is a messenger RNA of Melitaea cinxia (Glanville fritillary), 1557 nucleotides long. RefSeq names its product WD repeat-containing protein 20. Gene Ontology annotation, molecular function: protein binding. The transcript is spliced from 4 exons. Lineage: Eukaryota; Metazoa; Arthropoda; Insecta; Lepidoptera; Nymphalidae. The coding region runs from base 1 to 1557 and encodes 518 amino acids. The record is from RefSeq and is a predicted model, not a curated record.
AUGGCCGUGCAAUCUGACUCUGGCGGGAAGGACGAUGUGAAGACACAGUUUGUGACGCGCGAGGGGACGUAUCGAUUGAUGACUCUGUCGGAGUAUUCGAGGCCUAAUCGUGUGGGAUACACAAGUGGAUCAGGUUCCACUCAUGUACGCGUGUCACUGGUCACGCUGCCUCCGGGGCCGGGCGGAGGAGCACCCGGGUCGGACGGACAAGGCUCCGAUGACAGAAUUUGCUUCAAUCAUGGCAAGGAGUUGUAUGUUUAUGUGUAUAGAGGUGUUAAAAAGGCUGCAGAUCUCACUAAACCAGUGGACAAGAAGAUGUACAAGGGUACGAACCCAACUUGCCACGACUUCAACAAUGUCACUAUGACGUCGGACAGUGUUUCAUUAGUAAUAGGAUUUUCAACUGGCCAAAUUCAACUCAUAGACCCUAUUAAGAAGGAAUUAAGUAAAUUGUAUAAUGAAGAGAGGUUGAUAGAUAAGACACGAGUGACCUGUAUUAAGUGGGUGCCGGGCUCCAGCAAUCUUUUUAUAAGUGCACACGCCUCCGGCCAGCUCUAUGUUUACAAUGAAGAGCUAACCUGCGGUACCACGUCACCUCAUUACCAGCUUUUCAAGCAGGGGGAGGGGUAUUCCAUUCAUACAUGUAGGACUAAAUCAACUAGGAAUCCACUGUAUAGGUGGGUGAUAGGUGCAGAGGGUAGUUGUAUAAACGAGUUUGCGUUCUCUCCGUGCGGGACCAACUUGGCCGUGGUGUCGCAGGACGGCUUCCUGAGAGUUUUCCACUACGACACCAUGGAGCUGGUGGGGCGAGCGCGUUCAUACUUCGGAGGCUUCCUUUGCGUGUGCUGGGCACCGGACGGCCGCUAUGUUGUCGUCGGUGGUGAAGACGACCUCGUCACCGUGUGGUCACUCGGGGAAAGGCGUGUGGUUGCGCGUGGUCAGGGCCAUCGUUCCUGGGUGUCCGUAGUAGCCUUCGAUCCCUACGUGGCUACGCUGUCAGAGCCCGAACGCGAGCCCGGAGCACAGUGUUACCGCCUCGGUAGCGUCUCCCAGGACACUCAGCUGUGUUUGUGGGACUUAACCGCAGACGUGCUCCGACCGCCGGUUAGAACGCGCGCCUCGGCUCACCUAUCACCUAAUGGAGCUCCGCGCGGCACCGGCUCCCCGCCCAAUCCCGCUCCGCCCCCUACACGCACUAAAGAAGAGGGUUCUGGAUCGUUGGGAGCGCAGUUCACUCAGAGGCUGGGGUUUUCGUUCGGAGAACGUCGGUCGGAGCAUCGAAGACACGCGAGCGGCACGCGGCCGGCGGAGAAACGCGACUGCGAUCCGCUGCGUUUGAUAGGCACGGCGGCGUGUCCCCGCUUCGACGAGUGCCCGGUGCUGGAGCCGCUGGUGUGCAAGAAGGUGGCGCACGAGCGGCUGACGGCGCUGCUGUUCCGCGCCGAGUGCCUGGUGACGGCGUGCGCGGACGGCUGCGUCAACACGUGGGCGCGCCCGCCGCACGACCGCCGGCGCGAGCGCGAGCGCGACCGCGAGCGCCUGGACCUCGUCGACUAG